AUGGAACGUCGCACAACACUGCUCGUUCACGCAGGCGCAUCGAGUUCAAGGAAGGAUGACGAACGGCAUGUUCAGCAAGUAGAGACGUACUUGGAACUUGAGAAAUUUCGACCUGCGAAAGCGAGAUCUCUGGCUGCUUGCAACGUCGAACUUGCGCCAUCAUCUGCGAGACCGGUCCACCAGUCCGAAGUGGCGGCGGAGAAUGCUGUGAGGGCACACGGCCAAUAUGACAAGCGGAUCGUAAAGCGCCAACCCGUCGAGAACGACGAUCAUAGGUCAGAAGUUGCCCAGCUUCAGGACUCAUCUGAGUACAUCGACGAUACUCAACUCGCCUACACUGCAUUGAAAAGCCAACUUUUCACCGCUACCACGGCAUCAACAUCGAAGCAUUUGACAUCUCGGAAUAGCGGUCGGUCACCUCACGAGAGAGAUACCGGGAACGCGCUUAGCCCUCGGCGACCUGUCGAAAGGAUAUCAGAGACUUCCCCCGCCAGCCAAGACAACAGCAAUGCCUCCAUGGUGACCAGUCCAAGGCGCCGCGCGGGAAGUGAGCCUGUCGUCGAGUCAUCCUAUAUGAGAACCCCCAUAGUCGCUCACCCAGCCAAGCGCCUGCGGCGCUUAUACCCAGCUUACGACCGAGCUCAGCUCGAUAGUGGCAGUCAGCCAGUGGAAAGAGUACUAUUCCCUCUCUCUGCUGGCGCGACUCAUGACCCCACAGGUGAAAAGCGGCGCACUGAGAACGAACGCGGUGAUGAUGGAACCAUUGCUAGCGACGAUACGACAUCUGAACUGCCCACCUCGUAUUCCUUGAGCGAUCUCGCAUCAAACAGCAGGGAUGGCAGUAAGCAGGAUCGACCGCAGCUUGUCAAUCGUUCCGUCAGCGACCCAGGGCCGAUAAGCAAUUCGCUUGAGAAGAGCUGUGACCCUCAAUCGUAUAUGCUUCGAUCUCCGCAACACGCCGCAUUGGGCAACAGGUCGCCCGCUAAAGAUGGCAUUUGGCGAACUAUCGCUGAUGAAGCUUCUCACUCUCGCGUGGAGAUUUCAGCUGGUCAAGGUCUCAAUCUCAAGGUAACUCUGCCCGCGUCAACACAACCGAGCAGUCAUAGAGACGUCGCCCAGCAACAGAUAGCCCUGGACCCAGCCGAAGCCGAGCUUUGCUCUCUUGCUCCGGAAAUUCAUCCACCGAAGCCAGCGACGUCUAAUGAUGGUUUCAUUACACAUGCUACGGACGAGCUUAAUGUUCUACGUGCCACAUUCCUCUCGAAGUACUCACCUAUGAUGGUUGCUCGUCAGAUAUCUGUGCACGAAAGAGGACACUGGUCUGUCGAUUGUUCUUCGUGGCAGGCUCCCAAAAAGCUGGCAUUCUGGCGCCGCUUGCAGAUCUGGAUUGCCAACGGCACAGCGGGGCACGACAUUUGGUGUACAAGAAUAGCAGAUGUACGUCUGACUUCACGGAACAGAUUCGAGGAGCCACUCUUGCAAGCCGACUCAAUCAACAAAUUUGAACACGUUCGUAUAUAUUGUUGGGGAGAACUGGUAGAGCAUGUUUAUCUCCUGCUUUACACGGCCAGUGAGGGCGGUGUCAGGAAACUUGGCUUGAAAUGGAUCGACUCGAAGGGCGACAUUGUUGUUCGGAUGAGAGGCCCCGCUGACCUGCGUUGA
This is a messenger RNA of Cercospora beticola, 1662 nucleotides long. RefSeq lists its product as uncharacterized. The record is from RefSeq and is a predicted model, not a curated record. Lineage: Eukaryota; Fungi; Ascomycota; Dothideomycetes; Mycosphaerellales; Mycosphaerellaceae.